CCGCAGCCGGAUUGCCCCUCGAGGGGACGCUUCAAUUCCUCUCCAACUAGUCUUGGUAUUGUACCUAUUGUAUUGUAUUGUAUUGUAUUGUAUUGUAUAUACAAGCAAAUACCUUACUCCGACUUGCAUACAUGCCUUCGCCAUGAAAGAGCCGCGCUUUGGCGCUCCAGAUGAGGAGUUCGACGAGCUCGACUUCGCCAAAGAUGCCCUGUCGCGCAUUUCUAUCGUCGCUGCGGACCUCGCCGCCCGACAGAAAUCUUGCGUCGCUGGCUGUCUGGCGGCCAAGCUGUGGAUCGCCAGGAAGUCGGUCGACUCUGCGGAUGCCAGCCAGCUUCCACGACUUCAGAGGCGCCUGCCCAAGCUGAUUGACGACCUCGAGCGAGUUUGUGCUUGGCCCCAUGCUCCAAAUGCGCAACAUCCCAUACUCCGGUCCGUCAUCAACCCGGGAACCUACCGAUCACUGCAAGAAGCCGAGACACGAGCGUGCAAGGGUAUCUCGGCGUUUGCGAAUGGCCCGCCGGCAGUGAGGGAUGGAUACUUUAAGAAACUAGACCAGUUCUCCAGAGCCGUCAUGGUUGUCAGAUACGAGGAGAGCAAGGAACCAGCGACAAAGAUGCAGAUCCACGACACCGACGAAUACCCGCCCCAUGUCAACUCAAGCCUGUACUCGGUGCUGAGGGCUCACUCUCUGUGCACAUGUACAUCCGAUUGUGGCUCAACAGGAACAGGCUCGGUUAAGAGGCACCCGGCCAGGCUCCGGCUGCGGGACGACAUUGUCAAGGUGGACGGCUGCGUUGCGUUUGACCUGCUGCUGUCCGCGUCGCCGACUGCGUAUGACUACUGGCAAGAUCUGCAGGUGCGAGUGACCCUGAAAGAUAAGGGCAAGAAGUCGGUCAAAUACAUGGACGGGGCCACCAAGGCUCCAGCUCCGGGACGCGUGGAACGAUCCAAGGUCAUCUCUCCCGGUUCCUUGUGUAGUUUGGUAACAGCCAAGCUCGGGUCCCGAAUUUGCUGCCGUGUGCAGGACCCGGAGCUCCACCAGCUCUAUGACGGCUCGCCUAUCGUCCAACAGGUGGACCCCGGGCCGAGCAUUUCGCUUCGGGGAAUCCUGCAGACCCACCGGCUCUCCAACAGGAUGAAGCUUGUUCUGGCUUAUAUCAUCUCUCGAUCCUUCUGGCAGUACUACGACUCGCCAUGGAUGGGAACGAAGUGGACAAGUGAUUCCAUCCAUUUUCUUCGGGAGCCAGUAGUCGAUGAUGACGCACCUGACGUGGAGAGGGGGGCUCUCUAUGCAUCGAGUCCGUACUUCGUCGUCGAGUUCAGCGGAGAAGAAGCCGAUGAGUUCGUCGAGUACUGCGAUUCGUUUUCUGUCAUCUACCGGUACCCCAGACUGCUUGCGCUGUGUAUCCUGCUGCUUGAGAUUGGCCGGGGAGAGAGUCUGUCGUUGGAGGAUCAUGGGUCCAUGGAGGCGAAUCUGAACUCAACCUGGACUCUAGCCAAGCGGCUUGCAGACAAACACAAAGCGUGGGGAGACUUCGACUACCCCGACUACCGAAAGGCGGUGCUCAACUGCCUGAGCCGUAAGCUGUUUGAGGAAAGCUCCACGACGGACCAGACUCGGCCGGAGAUGGAUAUCUUCACAAGGAAAGCGGUGGUCUACAAGACUGUUGUUCAGCCUCUCGAGAACUUGCUCAAACUGCUCGGAUUCUCCGACAAGCUGAAGACGCUGGAUCCCAUCGAUUCGAGAGGUCCGGGCCCCCUUCUUGCUAAGCCACCACCACCGGCUUUGCCAACCUCGUCCCAGGGCCGCGACUCCUCUCUGUCAUCGCAGUGGCUGGAUAAACUCGCCAAUAUCAACAGCUAUAUAUGCAACUUGUCUCGGCCGUCUUCCACGCGUCGCCCGGUGAGGAUCGCCAUUCUGGAUACUGGAUAUGAUGACCAGGCUAUCUUCUUCCAGAACCUUUCAAGGACACGUCGAAUCAAGCAAUGGAGGGACUGGGCUGAGAACUCGGAGACUCCCGUCGACGAGAAUGGACACGGGACACACACUGUGGCACUCGUCAUGAAGGUUGCGCCGACUGCAGACAUCUACGUUGCUAGGAUCGCAAAGGAUAGAACCAGCUUGAGGGGCGCUACCGGUUCCAUUGCUGAGGCAAUCCACUGGGCCGCCACCGACUGCGAAGCCGACAUCAUCUCCAUGUCCUUCGGCUUCCAAGAGGAGAUCCCCGUCAUCAGCCGAGCCAUCGACGCAGCCGAGCUGCACCGCGACGGCAAGAUCCUCUUCUUCGCGGCGGCGUCCAACUCGGGCGCCAACCGCAAGGAGGCGUUCCCGGCCACCCACGACUCCGUCAUCUCCAUCCGCGAGACGAACAGCAACGGCGCCUUCUCCGACUCGAACCCGCCCGUGGAUCCCAACGGGCCCAUAGUCCUGGGCACCCUGGGCAAGGACGUUCCCUCGGCGUGGCUGAGCAAUGUCGACGGGGAGGUGGCCAGGCUCGGCUCGUCCGUGGCUACGGCGGUUGCGGCGGGCGUUGCUGCCAUGGUGUUGAUGCUGGCGACUGCGGGAUUGGCCGACCCCAAGGCCAACCUUCCGCCGGAGCUGGCGAAGCUGUGGACCCGGAGAGGGAUGCUGGCUAUGCUGACGAGGAUGUCGCAGAAUAUGGGGAACAGAUCGUAUUUUAUAUCGCCGGUGGGCUUCUUUUCGGGCAAGGAUUCGGCGAGGAUUUGGAAUGCAAUGGCGGACGUUUGUGUCGGUUGAAAUUUGUGAUACCUAUUUACAUUUACUUGGUUUUUCUAAAGCACAAAUACGUAUUCUGAUAUGUUUGCCGUCUUUAAGUAUGUAUGGAUUGCCUUCAGCGCUUCAAUACAUUAUAAAGCAACGCAUUUGAUCGCAUCUCUCUCUGCCAAAGACUAUAAGUAGGUUGUGUCGAUAACCGAAUAUCGAAACCAAACAAAAAUC
Molecule: messenger RNA, 2959 nt
Organism: Phialemonium atrogriseum
Lineage: Eukaryota; Fungi; Ascomycota; Sordariomycetes; Cephalothecales; Cephalothecaceae
Exons: 4
Coding region: 143-2758 (871 amino acids)
Biological process (GO): proteolysis
Molecular function (GO): serine-type endopeptidase activity
Source: RefSeq, a predicted model, not a curated record